AUGCUUCCUCCGUUGAAGCCGUCUGCUCCGUCAGCCUCCCUUCUGCGCUUCCUGCGCUCACAGUCUGGCUUUCCGACUGGCUCGGCAGCAUGUGGUCGCCCCAAACCACGGUCCCCGUGCCAUGUGGCUCUCGCGUCGGGAUUAAUUCGAAGAUCCUCAAGCUGGGUACGCCAGGACGUAUUCCAGAGUUGCGCUUCUUUCGGCUCGGGCAUUGCUUGCGUUUCUGAUGCGAGACCGAAACUCGCAGCAACGCAGUCUCCGCCAGAUAUCUUCACCCGGCAUGCCUCCACGAAUCGUCGCCCACUACUUCGGAGGCUGUUUGAUCUCAAGCGGGGCAAAAGUGCCGAUUACAAAAGCAAUCGCAAUCAAGGGCCUGCACUUAUCGAUGAAGGAACUGAGGGAAUCUUCAAUAUCGGCCGUGGACUCGCAGCGAAGGCUUCAAACGAGCUCCGAAUUCGCUGCACGGAAUUCGACAACAAUGGAAACGUUACCUUGGUAAAUGGAGAGUUCCGCAAAUCCGAACUGAUUGCGAAGUACGGCCUCCUUCCUCGCGACCUUCGCAAGAUCGACUCCUCCACUCUACCUCAUAUCCUGGUCCGUCCGAGCGCGAUUCUCAUCAAUCUGCUGCACCUGCGUGUUCUUAUCAAGGCCAAUCGCGUUUUAGUCUUUGACGCAUAUGGAUCGACCGAUUCCUAUAUGCAGUCACUCUUCAUCUAUGAUCUUGAGGGAAAGCUGCGCCAGAAGCAGUCUCAGGCCGCACAGGCUGGGCAGGCGCUACCUUAUGAGUUUCGCGCUCUGGAAGCGGUGCUUAUCAGCGUUACGACCGGCUUGGAAGAGGAAUUCAACGGAGUGAGGGAGCCUGUCGUCCGGGUUCUUCGUGCCCUGGAAGAGGACAUUGAUCGCGACAAGCUUCGACACCUCUUGAUCUACUCUAAGAAGCUGGGUACUUUUGAGCAGAAGGCGCGCCUCGUACGGGAUGCCAUUGACGACCUACUUGAAGCGGACGAUGAUCUAGCCGCCAUGUACCUUACCGAAAGGGCGAGCGGCAAGGAACGCGAGGAAGACGAUCAUCAAGAGGUGGAAAUGCUGCUCGAGUCAUAUCAUAAGGUUUGCGAUGAAAUUGUUCAGUCCAGUGGUAAUCUGGUAACAAACAUUCGAAACACCGAGGAAGUUGUGAAAGCAAUCCUCGACGCCAAUCGCAAUUCCCUCAUGCUCCUCGAUUUGAAGUUCAGCAUAGGUACCCUCGGUCUCGCCACAGGAACUCUCUUCUCUGCUCUCUACGGAAUGAACUUGAAAAACUUUAUCGAAGAAUCGGACUUUGGCUUUGGCGGAGUCUCCGUUGUCUGUUUCGCCCUGACUGCAGUUGUCUGUGUGUACGGGCUCGCCAAACUUCGCAAACUGCAGCGAGUUCGCAUGUGGGGUGAAUCUGGUGCUGGCAGCACUUCCUUGGCUCCGAUUUCUCCGAGGCAUAGCUUACUCACUCAUUCUCGUGCCAACUGGCGCGCCGAUUCCAUCGAACCAGUUUGGGGCAGCUUGCCAGGGGAAGCCCGAUCAGAGCGUAUAAAGCGGCUUAGGGAGAACGCAGCCGCGGCCGCAGCCAUUUCGGCUUCUAGGAAACCCGGGGCCGGUUUCCCGAACACGACUUCCGCCGCGGCGGCAGCCUCUGCUUUUCACACCGGGCAUCAAUCCGCCAGCAGCGAUGCGGACCGACAGCAGCCUGGCCCCGUCAGCGAAUCUGACAUGGAUAGCAAGUCCUCCAUCUAA
Messenger RNA from Penicillium canariense, 1764 nucleotides. Its product is annotated as CorA family magnesium transporter. Gene Ontology annotation, molecular function: magnesium ion transmembrane transporter activity. The record is from RefSeq and is a predicted model, not a curated record. Bases 1 to 1764 code for a protein of 587 amino acids. Gene Ontology annotation, cellular component: mitochondrial inner membrane. NCBI's taxonomy places the organism in Eukaryota, Fungi, Ascomycota, Eurotiomycetes, Eurotiales, Aspergillaceae. The transcript is spliced from 3 exons. Gene Ontology annotation, biological process: mitochondrial magnesium ion transmembrane transport.